Molecule: messenger RNA, 2310 nt
Organism: Penicillium roqueforti
Lineage: Eukaryota; Fungi; Ascomycota; Eurotiomycetes; Eurotiales; Aspergillaceae
Gene: optD
Exons: 3
Coding region: 1-2310 (769 amino acids)
Biological process (GO): transmembrane transport
Molecular function (GO): oligopeptide transmembrane transporter activity
Source: RefSeq, a predicted model, not a curated record
AUGUAUUCCAAAAAGUUAGAUUCCGACACAAUCAAACCCGCUCUCGUCGGAGUCGACGAAGAGGUAGUCGAAGGCCACUCAGACCAAAUCAAUCUGGAAAAGGACUCCGAGAAUACAAAUGAAGAGUUCAGCUAUGAGUCGCACCGCUCUCCAUUCCCUGAAGUUAGGGCUGUCGUCCCCGAGACGGAUGACCCUAGCAUGCCAGUCAAUACGGUGCGGAUGUGGCUCCUAGGCAUUGUUUUCACUAUGCUCGGAUCUGGUAUCAAUCAGUUCUUUUCGCUGCGCUAUCCGUCGGUUCAUAUUGUGGCCCUAGUAGCAGAGCUACUUGCCUAUCCGAUCGGGGUGUUCCUGGCCAAAACUCUUCCUCUCACAUCCAUCCGACUCGGGCCUUUGGGCACAUUCGUUGUCAACCCAGACAGGUCGUUUAAUAUCAAAGAGCACGCGCUUAUCGUGAUUAUGAGCAAUGUGUCCUUCGGGUAUGCUUCAGCGGACGCGACAAACAUUAUCCAGGCUGCCAGCAAGAACUUCUACAAUUUCAAUCUCAAGCCCGGCUUCUACGUGCUCAUUGUUCUCGUCGCACAACUUCUUGGGUUUGGCGUCGCGGGUCUCGCAGCUCCAUGGCUCGUCGAGCCGGCUCGCAUCGUCUGGCCAGGUGUAUUAUCCAACUGUGCUAUGCUAGAAACGUUGCAUUCGCGAGCGAACUCGAUCGCAGAUGGAUGGCGCAUAACCCGUCUCCGAUUCUUCAUGUACGUUAUGACCGGUGCCUUUGUCUGGUAUUUUUUCCCCGGUCUUAUAUUCACUGCGUUAUCCUAUUUCACCUGGGUCUGCUGGAUCGCACCGAAGAACGUCAUCGUCAACCAUCUCUUCGGCAUGCAGACAGGUCUCGGUCUAAGUCCAAUUACCUUCGACUGGAGCCAGAUUGCCUACAACACCAACCCGCUCCUAUCACCAUCAUGGGCUGCGUUGAAUGUCUUUGCUGGCUUCGCGUUCUUCUACUGGAUUGUCACACCCGCCCUUUACUACACCAAUACCUGGUUCACAGCUUAUCUCCCACUCAUGACAGCCGACGUGUACGAUAACACGGGCGCCAUCUACGACACGGCUCGAGUCAUUUCUGCGGAUAAUACUCUAGAUACAGUGGCUUACCAAAAGUACUCGCCUCCAUACCUGAGCGCAACGUUUGCCUUUGUAUACGGACUUUCAUUUGCUGCCAUAACCUCAGUCCUCUCGCACAUCGCCCUCUGGCAUAGUCGCGACCUGUGGGCUGCUCUCAAAGGCCGGAAUAAGCUCGAUAUUCAUGCUCGGCUCAUCCGUGCCUCGUACCGGCGGACCCCGUGGUACUGGUACGCUGGCAUUAUCGUGGUUAUCAUGGCAAUGUCCAUCGCGAUGGUCGAAGUCUAUGAGACUAAGCUUCCCGUUUACGGAGUCUUUCUAGCCUUGAUCAUCCCGGUUGUAUACAUGGUUCCCUGCGGUAUCGUACAGGGCAUUACGAACGUGGAUGCGAAUCAGCUGAAUGUUCUGGCCGAGUUCAUUGGUGGAUAUAUGUUCGAAGGAAAGCCACUCGCCAAUAUGAUUUUCAAGAUCAUUUCCACGGAUGUCGUGGGACAGGGUGUUUACUUCUCCAUGGAUAUGAAAUUGGCUCAUUAUCUGAAAGUGCCGCCACGUACCUGCUUUGUAGCGCAGUUUGUGGCAACUAUCCUGGGCGCACUCACACAGGCCGGCGUUACACUUUGGAUGCUUGGUAAUAUUUCGGAUAUUUGCGAAUCUGGCCAGACGGAUGGGUUUUCCUGUCCAAAUGGUCGGACUGUCUAUUCUUCAUCUGUUAUUUGGGGUCUUGUUGGGCCCCGUCGGCUUUACUCCGUGGGCAAGAUCUAUUCCCCUCUGUUGCACUUCUUCUGGAUCGGUGCUGUCGCUCCAGUUGUGACUUUCCUCCUCUACCGUUAUACUAGACGCCAGUUUUGGAAGUAUAUUAACUGGCCUCUCAUUUUCGUCGGAACUUACAACGUCCCACCUGCGACCGGAAUUAACUAUUCCAGCUGGGCACUGGUCAACUUUGCCUUCAAUCACUUUAUUAAACGCCGAUUCUUUGCUUGGUGGACCAAGUACAAUUAUAUCUUGGCAGCUGCCCUUGAUACAGGUCUUGCCCUCAGUGGCAUUGUUAUUUUCUUUUGCAUCUCGUACCCUGGUGCCACUUUCCCUGACUGGUGGGGGAAUAACGUGUACUUGAAUACUGCCGACGCCCAGGGUGUACCAUACAAGUCGAUGCCAGCUGUCGGGUAUUUUGGGCCUGCUAAUGGGACGUUCAGUUGA